Messenger RNA from Triplophysa rosa, 665 nucleotides. RefSeq lists its product as uncharacterized. The transcript is spliced from 7 exons. The record is from RefSeq and is a predicted model, not a curated record. Lineage: Eukaryota; Metazoa; Chordata; Actinopteri; Cypriniformes; Nemacheilidae. The annotation marks the transcript as partial.
GGAUUUGAAGAGAAGUUGGAUGUUAAAGAUGCAAACCAACAAUGCUGUCAGAGUGAAGUUCAGGGAUAGCAAGAAAUUCAUUUUUUCGUCGCAACCUUUUACAUUUCAAACGUUUUUGGAAUGCGUUGCCAAGAAAUGUGAUCUUCCUACAAUAAAUGUUAAGGUCUUUGAUGACUCGAAGACAGAGGUUGAUGAGGAAGCGUUCGAAUAUCUGCUGACACAACCAAACCUUGGUGUCCUAAAAAUGAUCAUCCCAGGCACAGCAAGUCUUGAUGAGAUUUUAGUUCAUCCACACAUCUGUACUCAUCAAGACUUGGCCAUGAAUGUGCCUGGAACACUGAAUCUGUUUGCACCAGUACCAGUAUCCAAGGGCACUUGGAUAGCAUUGGAGAGAGUCUUCAGACCGCGUAUCUACUUGCUGUUGGGCCGAACAGAAGGAGACCCUGCUACACCUCAUCCAACCAUACAGCUGAUGGACAAUGACUGGAUGAAGGCAAUCAGUGGAAGAGGUUUCAGUGUGGUGAAAGUUGAUGGAAUAGGAGUGUGCCAGUUCACCAGCAUUGAUGAAGCCUUUAUAACAGCCUUCAGUAACGUAACGUUACGCUUGAGGAAUAUCACAGUGGCCAUUUUCUAUCAGUCGCUCCGAGCACGAGGAGGAAAGAUCG